Messenger RNA from Ochlerotatus camptorhynchus, 1515 nucleotides. RefSeq lists its product as uncharacterized. The record is from RefSeq and is a predicted model, not a curated record. Bases 1 to 1515 code for a protein of 504 amino acids. Lineage: Eukaryota; Metazoa; Arthropoda; Insecta; Diptera; Culicidae. The transcript has 5 exons.
AUGAGUUUCAAACUAAACACCUUAGCUGACAGGCAGAGCAACGCCGCCACGAUCGUGGAUCAAGAACGCGGAGAAUACUUCCCUGACCACAGCAACAGCAACAGCAACAGCAACAACAUCGGUAACAACAACACUGGCUCGUUGACGUGUGCGAAAAUCGAUUCUGAAAUGGGAUCCGAACCAGGAAAUAAUCACCAGCGGGAAAGUGACGAAGCCGGUUGUUCGUACUUGAACGUGGAGUUUUUAAAUUAUCUGGAUGGCAAUAUGGACUGCGAUUUCAGUGAUCAAACCGAAGAUCCGAUCGGAGGUGCUCAGCAAGUGGACUACGAGCUGGAUCAGGAGAAAUCGGGUGAUUCAUUGUUCGUCGGUGAAGAAGUUGCUGGUGGUACGUUUUCACAAGAGAAACUUCCAGAAGGGCUGUACGGUUGCUGGCUGCUUGUUGCUGUUCGGGAUUUUAAGGGACAUUCAUCUGGACGGGAAAUUGGCAAGUGGGGCGUUGCAGGAAACACGCCUAGUGAAUUUCUUCACCAGUGCUGGUUGAUGUCCCAGCGAUUUCUGAAGCGGGAAGUGAUAUUCAGGUGCAAUGAAAGCGGCGAAGCUGUACCUGUGUGGGGUGAGGAAAACCCCCAGGAAAUGGAUUUCGCACGAUUUGCUUUGUUCAACGAUAAGGCUAACCACAGAUACUAUCCCGUUGACAAGGUAACAGCUAACAUUUUGAAUCACUGGAAGAAGAAGGACAUUCACGUCCUUCUGCACGUUUAUUCACUUUCCGUAAGUAACAGAGCUGUCUUCAAAACGGUUAAAGAUUCACUACUGGAACCAGAAUCUAGGGACAGGGCUGGUGCUGCAUCGAACAGAAUGGUUGAUGAUCUUGCAAAAAAACUGCGUGAUAAGCAUGGAAGCUGCUGUCAAGCUCAAGACAUUGCUUGGAUGAUGUGGGCCAAUUCGAUUUUUGCUGCUGAUCCUUGUCAACGAGAUAGUUUGAUCGACGAGGCACCUCCAGCACACUUAAUUAAACUAUUUUCUACCAGAGAACAACCCGCAAUCCGAUCGAUAAAACGGAGUUUUGCCAUGGCUCAUAGCGUGAAUGCAGGUUACCACGAUGAAGUUGUCGUCAUCCGCAAAACGUUCUGUGAAUUGGAGGGAAUCGUUCAAACUUUGACGACUAAAAUGGAGCAACUAAAUCGAUCGAUCGAAGCAUUGGAGAUACGUGAUACUAUGGGUGAAUCAUUUAUUUCUGCAGCAGAGGAAACGGUUCGAACUGAGGAGACAAGCUUUUCUGAUCAACUAGCAGCUCGAGUUCAUCACAUCAAUGCUGAGCCGGGACCAUUUUUAAGAUCUUGUUUUACCCCUCCGGUAGUGAAAGCCCCGUGUGAAGCGGAAUCGCUUCAAGUACAGACCAAACCAUUCCCGUCCGAUUCCGUCCGCGUGGACAACGGCGGUGAUGAUGACGACGAGACCGCCGAGGACAGCGACGACGGUGUGGCGGCUAAAUUGAUGGAUACUUCAUUGUGA